AUGGCAGCAGGUGUUAGGAGUCUUACAAAGCAGCCAGGAAUGUCGGGCAGUGAGGGAGAUUUCUCUCUGCUGCAGGAUGCACUGAUUCGACAUGUGGAUUGUAGGGUGCGGUUGACUCCUGAGGUCCGUGAGCAACUGGAAAUCUUCCAAGAUUUUCUUCAUGGCCAUGCAAAGCGCCCCACAACACUGGAAGAGCUGGUACCAGGCGUUGACUUACACGUUGGCGCUUGUGAUGCGGCAAAGUCGGGAAGGGGAGGAGUGUGGUUCACAGAUGGUGGAGAGGCCAUCGUCUUGCGCGAACCAUAUCAAGAAGCAGUGAAAAAAAAGGUCAUUUCAGACCACAAUCUGACAGGAAAACUUACCAACUCAGACUUGGCGCUGGAGGGCACCGUUCUCCACCAUUUUGUCCUUGGAAAGACAGCCCAGGUGGAACGCAAAACCACUUACACUGGCUAUCAACUCUUGGCAACUGUACAGGAUUCCGAACGCCGUGAACUCCUUGAUGACAUCCGUGUUGUUGAACUCGGAAUCAAACGCGGAGUCUGUCCUUCAAGAGUUGCAAAGGCACACUCUGUCUGGACCACAUGGGUUGCCUUCUGCGACAGCCUCACCCUUGAUCCAGGAUUAUCAGCGGUCAACGAUCCCCUGCUCAUCGUCCUCCUCUUUGGAACCCAAUGGCGACAUGGAAAAAUUGCCCCCAGUAAGAGACAGGUCCGGGGUCGAACGGCUGAAGAUGCCAUGCGCCAGGUGGGCCAGGCCUUUUCCUCAUUGGGACUGCUCGAUCCGAGGAUGAACCGAUAUGCACCAGGAACAAUGGACUUUUGUUGGACACGGCUGCUGAAAAGUUGGAAGAAAGAGGGUCCAGCAGCACAACGAGUACGCCUAUUGCCCAAGUCCUUGUUAAGGCAAGCAUCAAAGCUCGCCUCAAAACCCACAAGCACACAUGCCGCAAAGGCAAUGAACCGAUUGAUGUGGUUGGGUUUUUUCUUUUUGUUACGUCCUGGCGAAUUUCUGUCAAAGGCGGGAACACAAUUUCCAUUCAAGUUGAAGCAAGUGUUUUUUUGUAUCAACAACGCAGAAUUUUGUGGCGACGUCAUUCCCCUUCACCUCCUGGACACGUCACUUGUGACAUUCGCCAGUCUGAUAUUUGACAAACAAAAAAAUGUGGUACCAGACAAAAAGAUCGGUUUGGGCACGUCAUUUCAUGGGGACAAUCCCACAGCUACGCUGAUUGCCAUUGCCCGGCACCUUCAACAAAGUCGACACACAACUGGCGAAUGA
Cylindrotheca closterium is the source of this 1281-nucleotide messenger RNA. The record is from the annotation of a GenBank genome assembly. Lineage: Eukaryota; Bacillariophyta; Bacillariophyceae; Bacillariales; Bacillariaceae.